AUUGGCUGCGGGGCUGGGGCGGGGCCUCUGUCCCUGCUCGGGUCGCGGGGAUCGGUCCCGAUCUCAGAGCCCCAGGCCGGCGCGGAGCCGCCCGACUCGCGUGCGCAGCUCCUCUGGCCCCACAGGGCAGACCUAUGGGCACCCCAGCCUCUGUGGCAGGUGACCCCCUUCAGUGCCAGGUUCCUGAGGCCCGUGCCCGGAAAAGAGCUGCUGCCAACAUCUUCCAGGACGUGGGGCUGCUGCAGCUGCGGAGCCUGUUCAGGAGCAGCGGGGAUGAGCGGGCAGAGGAGCGUGCCCAGCUGGUCUGGGCGUACGGGGGCAACCGGCGCAUGGCCCAAGCCCUGCGCCAGCUCAGGAGCAGGCAGAGGAGGUGGCAGCAGCCAUCCCAGCUGAGCCCAGCAGCUCAGGACAGCAGCGACCCAAGGCUAGAGGACUGCACCUCCCCCAGCGCAGACCCCGGCAGCAGCACGAGGCUGGAGGGGACCAGCAGGGACAGGCAGCGCCCUGGCCCCAGGAGGAAAAGUCCAAGGACCAGGUGGAGGAAGAGGGGGCCUGGGCCCACAGGGUACCUGCAUCAGCUCCAGCAGUAAGCAGGGCAGCUGGCACUGGGAACUCCCA
Messenger RNA from Gopherus flavomarginatus (Mexican gopher tortoise), 618 nucleotides. RefSeq names its product arginine vasopressin induced 1 (gene AVPI1). Bases 135 to 590 code for a protein of 151 amino acids. NCBI's taxonomy places the organism in Eukaryota, Metazoa, Chordata, Testudines, Testudinidae. The record is from RefSeq and is a predicted model, not a curated record. The transcript has 3 exons.